Molecule: messenger RNA, 3977 nt
Organism: Cervus elaphus (red deer)
Lineage: Eukaryota; Metazoa; Chordata; Mammalia; Artiodactyla; Cervidae
Gene: RAP2B
Product: RAP2B, member of RAS oncogene family
Exons: 1
Coding region: 499-1050 (183 amino acids)
Biological process (GO): negative regulation of cell migration; Rap protein signal transduction
Cellular component (GO): plasma membrane
Molecular function (GO): GDP binding; GTP binding; GTPase activity
Source: RefSeq, a predicted model, not a curated record
GCAGGGCUGCGCGCGGCGAGUAGGAAGCCCUCGCCCCGCGGAGGCUGCGGGAGAGAGCUCGAAGGGCCGCGGCGGUGGGCGCACGCUCUGCGGGGACUCAUGCCACGCGCGUCCCGGCCCGGCGCGCAAUUAGCAGCCGCCUCCGCAGCCCGCCGCCGCCGCCGCCUCCUCGCCUUCCUGGGCUGCUGCGGAGAGAAGCUGCAGCCCUCGCCUUUCACCGGCUGCCGGCAUUGUCCUCCCGAUCCGCCGCCCAGGCUGCUCCUGCCGCCGUGGGCUGCCUCGGGGCCCCGGACCCGCGCUGCAGGGACGCGCCGCCGCGCCGGCCGGCCCGGCGCCCGGCCCCCGCUUGGUGAUUUCCGCGUCCUGCGUUCCUCGGUCAUCUCCUGAGUUUUUCCUGCAGAGCUGAGGACAGAGGAGUCCAGCCACCAAGCCCAGCUUUCCUCCGGUGCGCAGCCCCGACGGGGCCGUGGCAGGCGCAGCGAGAACGCCUGCGGAGCCAUGAGAGAGUACAAAGUGGUGGUGCUGGGCUCGGGCGGCGUGGGCAAGUCCGCGCUCACGGUGCAGUUCGUGACCGGCUCCUUCAUCGAGAAGUACGACCCCACCAUCGAGGACUUCUACCGCAAAGAGAUUGAAGUGGAUUCAUCGCCGUCGGUGCUGGAGAUCUUGGACACGGCGGGCACGGAGCAGUUCGCAUCCAUGCGGGACCUGUACAUCAAGAAUGGCCAGGGGUUCAUCCUCGUGUACAGCCUUGUGAACCAGCAGAGCUUCCAGGACAUCAAGCCCAUGCGGGACCAGAUCAUCCGCGUGAAGCGGUACGAGCGCGUGCCCAUGAUUCUGGUGGGCAACAAGGUGGACCUGGAGGGCGAGCGCGAGGUUUCAUUCGGCGAGGGCAAGGCCCUGGCGGAGGAGUGGAGCUGCCCCUUCAUGGAGACCUCGGCCAAAAACAAAGCCUCGGUGGACGAGCUGUUCGCCGAGAUCGUGCGGCAGAUGAACUACGCGGCGCAGCCCAACGGCGAUGAGGGCUGCUGCUCGGCCUGCGUGAUCCUCUGAGGCGCCCGCGGCUGCCGCGCGACAGCCGCGCUCUGCGCACAAAAGCCAAACGCACCCGACUCUUCUAAAUGUGAUUUCUCUUCUUGCUUUGAGAUUGGAGAUGACUUUGCGUCGGCCGGGGGGCUCUUGGCGCCCGCCUGGCCGCGGUGGCCGCGUCCCCCGCCCCUGCCCCGUUUCCGAGGGGUUGUCCCGUCAUGACCAUCCGAGUCCCGGUGGAAAUGUGGAUCUUUGCAGCAUGUACGUUUCUCAUUGAUUUUGGUUGACGCAUAUUUCCCCAUUGAAGCAGCCCGUGGGGCCCUGUAUUGGCGGCUUGACACCGGCAGGCGAAAGUUUCAGUCUGGGAGAAAAAAAAAAAAAAAGAAAGAAAUGGGGUGGGGGCGGAAGAGGACGGUGAGAAGGUGGAAAAGGGGGGAUUUUUUGUUUUGUUUUUCUGUCAACAACCGUUUUUCUAGUUCCAAGUUUGAAAAACACGGAAGGAAGUCCGGGAGAACCAAAUGAAGGAGCAGGAGGAGAGGAAGAAACUUUUGUUUUUUCCUUGUUUUCCAGGAGUAGCUGGAAAUUAAGAUCGGGUUCCUUUUCUGCCAGCUUGGAAAGGCAACCCCGUGACUGAUUUCGAUUCUGAGGAUGUCUAUGCAAAGUUGGAUUCUUGUUACAGUGUAUCCAAUCUGAAGUAUUGCACACCUGAACUGGGACUGUUAACACUGAUGCCAAUGCAGUGUGGGGUGCCAGAAAGUGUCUGCUGAUAAUUUGUGGGGGGGAAAAAAUCUAUUUUGUUUACCUACUGUAUCAAAGGGGAGUCUGGGGGAGAACGGUAGUAUUUUUUUUUAUCAGCUGUGAAAAAAAAAAAAUGUUACAGAUCUGCACAUUUUUGUGUGUACUGUUGUGUGUGUGUUUUUUUAGAUUUAGCUUUUUGUUCGUAUUGGUUGGCCAUACAUGGUUUUAAUAGCUCUUUAAACUACAGUACAGAAACUUCGCAAAUGUGAUUCAGGGCCCCCAGCACCCCUGUGUCUGCAGAGUGCCUUCAAGACUCAGCUGUUCCAGCCGGUGCCAACCUGUGAACUUCCCACCAGAUCCCAGAAUCUGUUAUUCCUCCCCAAACUACUUCCCAGUUGACUUUUAAUAAUCUUCCUGAAGGAGCCAGGACAAUAGGGCCUGUUGUUUGGUGAAUUCUUUAUUCUUUCCAGCCUUUAAAAUGUAACUUACUUGUAAUGCAAUGGGUUGGUUUUUUUUUUUUUUUCCUUUUUAAAAUUUUUUGCUUCGUUUUGUUCCAAUGUUCAGGUAUUUAGCUCCCCUUUUAUAUAAUUUUUUUUUUAAUUUUUGGUUUUCUGUUUUAGGGUGUUCCUCCAGAAGCACAGAGCAAAAUUUUACUGUUGUGAUGUACCAAGAGAAUUCUAACAAUUUGUAAUUUCUAAUUCCAUACACGCGGUUAAUCAUUGUCUCUUCAUUUUAAGAUUUUUAAUACAAAUGUCAUUUUUAAAGAAACAAAUCCAAACUAUUGUUUGUGUUUCUGUGUUUCAUAUUCAGUGAUUUAAUACAGUAUCAUGGCUGAGGUGGACAGGGGCAGGUGCCUGAUGCCUCCAAGAGUGGUUUGUCAGAUUUUGAAGAGAGGAGUGUCAGUGACAAGUUGGGAGACAUUACUCCCAACUCCUUAAACAUGGAAAAUAAUCAUCAAGGUCUAGGAAGGCCUGGGGUACGGUGUACCCUCUGACUGUUAAGAUGAACUGGAUAUUGAAUCUGUUCUGCUGGCUGAGAGCAGGAAGGGGAGAAGCCAGCUCUAAGACUGCCUUAGAUCUGGGAGAGUAACCAUCCACUGGUCAGGCAGGGUGGUGUUUUAGUGUUUUUUUUUUUUCUUUCUUUUCUCGUGUUCUGCUUUGUUUAAAACACCUAUCCAGUUUAAAGCUUGUUUGGGGGAUAUGAUUUUCACUUCUGAAAAUUGUAGUGUUUUCUGCAGUACAUUUGGGUGGGUUGUGAAUAGUGUCUCAGCCCUUUUGUGGCUUUAAUUAGGAAACAGAUCAUUAGGUUAAAAAAGAAGAGAAAAAGAGAACACUUAAGUCUCUUGCUUUAUUACACUGUGCAGUUUGUGGACCAUUUUGACCUCAUGAAAUUUCCUUCUAACAGCAGGAGGCAGUGUGAGCUUUUUGUUUUGUGUUUUGAUUUUCUUAAGGGCCAUUUUACUGAUAUCUCUAUGGAGUGGAAGGUGUAUGUCAAAAGCACUUGAUAUACCUUAGGUCCACGAAGUGUAGGGUGAAGAGUUUUGAUUUUCAAUAAGAGUUAUUGUGUUGAGGGAGCCAAAAGAAGUUAAAGGCCACAGGUUUCUUUAAAGCUAUAUUAACAUAUCUUGCCUUAAAAUGUUGUGUCUUUGGCCCAGGUGACCUCUCAGAAUUGCAGCAUGGAGGAGGAAUAGAGAAUUCUGCCUGGGUUUGGUUCUAAAGCUUUUUUUUUUUUUUACAUUUGAUCUCAUUGAAGUUUAGUACCAAACUUAAUUAGAAGGUAAUGUAAAUAUGCUAAAUAAGAAAUUAGGAAAAAGUAUUCACACUUAGGCUUUGCAAAGCUUCAUUCUUGUGUUUGUGUAAAUUUAGUUGAUUCAGUAGAUCUAAAGUGUUGAAAGCUCUGAAGACAUACAACAAGUGCUGUAUAAAGGAUCUUUUAAAAUACAUUCAGUGACUUUUUUAUGAGUUUGUUUUGGUUUUUUGGAAGCCUUUUGAUGUGAAAUACGGGCAAGUAUCUAAUUUAAGAAAUGUAUAUACUCCUGACGGAAUUUUUGAAAAUGGGAAAUUGGAAAUGAAAUUGGUUGCUGGGUGCAUUAAUCAUCUUCACAUAGGAUUUAGUCACUUACAUGAAUAAAUGUUUUAUAGGUCUGGGAUGGCAGGGCAGAAGAUUUUAAUAUGCUCUGAGUACUGUAAAAUAAAUGCUUUUUAGAUUCCCAA